AUGUGGCUCCGCCGGUCUUGUCUGUCUUCUCUGGCGCGCGCGCGCUCGAGCCAACGCUUAUUUACCCAACGCAAUGCACCCGUGCUGGCACACACCUUUUCCACGGAUUACUCUGCUGUCACGGCUGAAAACAUCCGCAAUGUUGCCAUUGUAGCCCACGUUGAUCAUGGCAAAACGACGCUGGUUGACCAGCUUCUCAAGCACGGUGGUACUCAACUAUCCGAAGAGCGCGUCAUGGAUUCUAUCGACCUUGAGCGCGAGCGCGGCAUCACGAUCAUGUCAAAGUGCACGCGCGUCGAAUACAACGGCCAUGUGCUUAAUAUCGUAGACACACCCGGCCACGCUGACUUUGGCGGGGAGGUCGAGCGUAUUUUGAGUAUGGUGGACGGCGUGGUCUUGGUCGUGGAUGCUACAGAAGGGCCCAUGUCCCAAACCAAGUUCGUGCUGACUAAGGCGCUGCAUCGCGGCCUCAAACCUCUAGUUGUUGUCAACAAGGUGGACCGUGACACUAGUCGCCUGGACGGUUCGGUGGAGAACGAGCUCUUCGACAUGUUCGUGGCUCUUGAUGCCGAUGACGAUCAGCUGGAAUUUCCUGUGCUUUAUGCUUCUGCUAAGCAGGGCUGGGCCGUGCACGACCUUGACAACUCGGACGAGUCGCGGGACAGCAUGAUGCCGCUCCUGGAUGAAAUCACGCGCUACGUUCCUUCCCCUGAAGCCAAUGCUGACAAGCCGUUUGCCAUGGCUGUUACCAUGAUUGGCCACGACCCGUACGUGGGCCGUCUGGCCACUGGUCGCGUUCACGCUGGAACUGUCAAGAUUGGCGAUUCUAUCCAAGUGAUGAAACGCGAUAGCAAGAAGCUCGAGACCGGCCGUGUUACGAAGAUGUUUGUCACACGUGGUGUUGCCAAGUCGGAGAUCACGUCGGCCACGGCUGGUGAUAUCAUCACCAUCGCUGGUGUCAACGCGUACGUGUCCGACACGAUUGCCGAUGUUGCAGUUACGGAGCCCAUUCCGUCUCCGCAGCUGGACCCUCCCACGAUUUCCAUGACGUUUGGUGUGAACGACGCGCCGACCGCAGGCAAGGAGGGCAAAUUUCUCACGUCUUCUCACAUCAAACAGCGUCUUGAGCGCGAGUGCGAGAACAACGUUGCCAUUUCCAUUUCUCCCAGCGCGUCGUCCGAAGCCUUCGACGUCCACGGUCGUGGUGAACUUCAGCUCGCUAUUCUGAUUGAAGAAAUGCGCCGCGAGGGCUUCGAGAUGGCCGUUUCAGCUCCCCAGGUACUUUUCCAGACGGACCCGGACACAAACCAAAAGCUGGAACCCAUCGAAGAAGUGACGAUCGAUGUUGACUCCGACUUCUCCGGUACGGUUAUUGACAAGCUUUCAACUCGUGGUGGUGAAAUCAUUGAGUUCAAGGAGAUGCACGACAAAGUGCGUCUUCAGUUCAAGAUCCCUAGUCGUUGCCUUAUGGGAUACCGCAGUGAGUGGUAUCUUGAACUCGAUUUUUCACGGUUACUCCCCGUUCCAGGGCACGGCAACCCCUCCAUCGAAGGGCAAGCUCAUCUCCUCGCGUAUGCGCUUAACUCGCUGGAAGACCGCGGCGAGAUGUUUGUCAAGCCUGGCGACGAGGUUUACGAGGGCAUGAUCGUUGGCGAGCACAGCCGCCCCACGGACAUUGAGAUCAACCCCACCAAAGAGAAGAAGCUCACGAAUAUGCGCGCUGCCGGCACGGAUGAGAACAUCAAGCUGUCUCCCAUCCGCCAGAUGUCGCUUGAAGACGUGGUUACCUACAUCGGUGAGGACGAGAUGAUCGAUGUGUCCCCUACUAAGAUCCGCAUGCGAAAGCGUGAGCUGACCGCCAACGGCCGCAAGCGGAUGCAGGGCAAGAAAAAGUAA
Molecule: messenger RNA, 1896 nt
Organism: Phytophthora infestans T30-4
Lineage: Eukaryota; Oomycota; Peronosporomycetes; Peronosporales; Peronosporaceae
Product: GTP-binding protein TypA/BipA, putative
Exons: 6
Coding region: 1-1896 (631 amino acids)
Cellular component (GO): cytosol; ribonucleoprotein complex
Molecular function (GO): GTPase activity; GTP binding
Source: RefSeq, a predicted model, not a curated record